AUGGUGCAUCCGUCUUUCAUUAAUAUCAGUUACUCCGGAGACUCGGGUGAUGCUAAUCAGACCGUUUCCUGGUACGAAGAAUAUGUCAAAGCUCGAGACAUUGCAAACAGCAUUCCCAUAUUCUCCUAUACUAAUGAGCACUUCUCUCUGGACGAAUUUGAUCAAAGUACCAGCGUUGGAGCUGAUAACGGGUACUACAGGUACAUCACGGAGUACCCCUCGAUUCCAAUCUAUUCAGGGGGCUCUCUACCACCUGAACUGUACGGGGAACAAAUACCACCUCAGUCGAGAUACCACUACCAACAAAAUCGGUCGUACAGUCAGCCAUAUAAUCAGUCAAAUACCCCGACACCAUCGUCAAGCUACGGUCACCGAAACUAUUCCGAACAGAGGAGGAAUCAGGACCCUUCACGAGAUCUAGUCACUGCUCUCCUAAAUGAAUAUCUGCUACCCAGCCGGAACAGAUAUGGCAACGGGUACAGACAAACACCACCUCGACCGCCGGGGCCACCUCCAUCUAUACCAGGACACACAGCUCACCCUGGUGAACCCCCUUCGCACAGCUUCAACUCCGUCAUCGCUUACGGUCAAACUCCAAACGAGGAGGACGAAUCUGACUAUGAGGACCCAACGGAAAAUGCGGAAAACCCUACCACAGACCAGAUUCUAGCCCUCGCUAACAUUUUGGCAGUACACCAACGUCCUCAUGCAGUCCCAUCCAAACCUAAACAGAACCCUUCUGAUAUGGACGAGAUCAAAAGUAUGCUCCAACAGCUUGCGUUGAGUUUGAAUAACCCGCAGACUCAGAAUCGUCCAUCGUCAGGCUCCAGACCACCCUCUAGGCCUCCCUCAAGGGAACGAGAAGAGAGAAAUACCCUGCGAAAUCCUACGAGAACUCAGCAGAACAGAGCCAGCCCAUCCACAGAUGGAACCAUUCCAAAGGAGACUUUAAACGAGAUUGUUGCUCGCCAAUUGAGUGCGAUGAUGAGCGGCCAAAACCAGCACUCACUCCACACAAUGUCGAGCAUGCAUCCCAGACAGUAA
Messenger RNA from Diachasma alloeum, 1044 nucleotides. RefSeq lists its product as uncharacterized. The coding region runs from base 1 to 1044 and encodes 347 amino acids. The transcript has 2 exons. Lineage: Eukaryota; Metazoa; Arthropoda; Insecta; Hymenoptera; Braconidae. The record is from RefSeq and is a predicted model, not a curated record.